Molecule: messenger RNA, 2559 nt
Organism: Austrofundulus limnaeus
Lineage: Eukaryota; Metazoa; Chordata; Actinopteri; Cyprinodontiformes; Rivulidae
Gene: pld5
Product: phospholipase D family member 5
Exons: 10
Coding region: 170-1777 (535 amino acids)
Molecular function (GO): catalytic activity
Source: RefSeq, a predicted model, not a curated record
UCGAGACACAAACAUUUCAAGGUGUGUUCAGUGGCUCAGACAGCACAGAGAGCAGGAGCAGCUGAUUCAGCUUCUGAAAGACAGAUUAAAAAGAAAAGAGAGUAGACGGCAGGGUGACAGCGUGUGUGUGUGUGCGCGUGAACAUCAGAGUGUGUCUUCAUCUCGGCAGAUGGUGUCCGUCCACAGGUCAUCAAUGGAACUGUCAGCUGAUCCACAAAUGGAGGGACAGGAGGAGGCUCCCCCAGCACCACUGGCCUGUGUGUCCCAGGUGAAAAGCAGCAGCUACAGUUCUGUGCAGCAGCAGGGCUACUCCGCCACCCUCCUCCUGCGGCGCAAAGACAAAAAACUGGAACAGGUGCAGCAGAAGUGCGUCGCCGCUCUCGCCCUUCUUUGCUGCUUUGCCGUGCUGAUGGUGCUCAUCUUCUCCUCCGUGGACAUUUGGGGAGACGACGAGGACGGAAUCACAGAGGACAACUGCAGCAGGGACUGCAGCAUCGUUCUUGUGGAGAAUAUUCCAGACGACCUCUCCCUGCCCGUGGAUGGCAGUCGUCACCUUCCUCUCUCUGUGGGUUUUCACUCCCUGCUGGACCGAGCCAAGCACUCCGUUGAGAUUGUGUCAUCGGUCUGGAACUUAAACUCUUGGGAUGUGGAGCCAAAAGCAAGAACAUCUAAACAGGGUCAACUUCUGUUCCAGAAACUGCUCAGCCUGAAAUCUCGUGGGGUUAAACUGAAGAUUGUCAGCAGCCGAACAAAUGUUGCCGAGCUGAAAGCCCUGGAAGCACGCGACGCAGAGGUCCACUCUGUUAAUAUGACGGCUCUCACUAAAGGACGACUGCACUCCUCGUUCUGGAUCGUGGAUCGGAAGCACGUUUACAUCGGAAGCGCCGACAUGGACUGGAGGUCGCUCUCCGAGAGGAAAGAACUGGGGGUGGUGCUGUACAACUGCAGCUGUCUGGCCCUGGACUUCCACCGAGUUUUUUCAUUUUACUGGCAGCUCCAUGACAGGGAUUUUAUCCCCUCCAUCUGGUCCAGGAGAGUUACAGCCCUCUACGGGAAGCACGAGGCCCUGGAGCUGCAGCUCAACGACACGCCCGCCACUGCCUAUGUUUCUACAUCUCCUGASCUGUUCUGUCCCAAAGAUCGCACCAGAGAUUUAGAUGCCAUUUAUCAAGUCAUCCAGAGCGCAAAGACUUUUAUUUUUAUCUCCGUGACGGACUACCUCCCUCUGGUCAGGAGGAGUUUCAGAGGAGCUUCAGUCACGAGGUACUGGUCAAAUAUUGAUGAGAUGAUCCGAGAAGCCGUGGUGCUCAGAGGGGUCAGAGUUCACCUGCUCAUAAGCUUCUGGAAGAAAACCGACCCCUUAACCUUUAAUUUUGUGGCCUCCCUCAAAUCUCUGUGUUUCCAACUGCACAACUGUUCCCUCGACGUGAAAUUCUUUAGUCAGAAGGAGCAGAAGAAGGACUUUCAGCUCGGACUCAACCACAACAAGUACAUGGUGACGGACAGCGCUGUCUACGUCGGAAACCAUGACUGGGUGGGCAAUGACUUUGUGGCUGAUGCAGGAGUUGGRCUGGUUUUGAAGAUGAAGGAAAGUCCAAAAGACAAAGGAGGGACAAYCCUGGAGAACUUUAGAGCUGCUUUUGAGAGAGACUGGAGAUCACGUUACGCUAAGAACCUGCAGAAAAGCAAAGAUCAACAGGGAAAAUAUAGAAAUCUGCAGUGGUCUAAAAAUCACUGGGAUGUUCCAGAGGUGACUGACUGGAACAAGCCUUUAUGAGCAGAGAAUCUCUUUUCAUUUGGCUUUAUGAGCCUUUUAUGCCUGAGAACUGUUCUACACUUUGAAACAUUCAUUUUUUGUGAUCUGGUCUGAGAAAGUCUGUUUGAAUUAACAAAGACAACAUCAAAAUGUCACUAUGACUCAGCCGUUCACUAUUUAAUCUAAUCUAAACUGUUCUGUGAGCAUGCAACUCUGCACGAAUAAUGCAAACAAUAUACAAUGCAUAUGCAAACAACGUAACAAAUCAAUAUUUGCUGUUUGUUAAAUUUGCUUAUUUUUAUCAAACUCAACAAAACUAUAUUUUACAGUUUUAUAGUUUUAACAUAAAUUAAUUAGAAAUAAUGAAUGAUUUUGGUUCGUAGCAUGUAAUAGCAUUAUAAUUGUGCAGAAAAGGGAUGCCCAAUCCUGGUCCUCAAGGGCCACUAUUCUGCAUCUUUUAGUUGCUUUUUUCUUCUCUUCAUUACGUCUAAAAGUAAUGCAGAAGCCUGUAAGAACUCAAUUUAAAUCAGGUGUUUCAAAGAUGGAAAACAUCUAAAACAUGCAGGAUUUGCUCUUGAGGACCGGGAUUGAGCUUCACUGGUGCAGAGAUAUGAUUCAACCUAAUGGACUGAUGAAGUCAUGAACCAAAUCAAAUGAAUUUCAACUCAGUGACGCUUUUUUUUUAUCUUUGUUUUGUAAAAAUACUUCUGUUUCUUCUAACGGGUGUUGUUUAAUUCUAAAUGAUGGAAUCUGUAAGAUGACCAAUUUCUUUACACAAAUUCCAAUAAAACRGCUAUGAAGUG